CGUCAGUCAGUCUGACGGUCAGUGGAUCGGUGGGUUUAUCUCAAGGCCUGAGUAGCCGGUAACAAACGAGGGUUCCCGGGAUUGGACCGACGCAGCCAUGGACUUCAUGAAUAACACUUCUUCAGAAUAUUUCCUGAUAUGACACUAUUGACCUGGGCACAAAAUUGUGAUUUGUGAAUAUUUAAAAUUCAUUGGCCGGGUGCGGGGGUUCACGCCUGUAAUCCUAGCACUUUGGGAGGCCGAGGCGGGCGGAUCACAAGGUCAGGAGAUCGAAACCAUCCUGGCUAACACGGUGAAACCCUGUCUCUACUGAAAAUACAAAAAAUUAGCUGGGCAUGGUAGCAUGCGCCUGUAGUCCCAGCUACUUGGGAGGCUGAGGCAGGAGAAUCGCUUGAACCCGGGAAGCAGAGGUUUCAGUGAGCAGAGAUCAGCGCCACUGCACUCCAGCCUGGACGACAGAGCGAGACUUCGCCACUGCACUCCAGCCUGGACGACAGAGCGAGACUUCGUCUCAAAAAGAAAAAAACCUCUGCGACUUGAUAUCAAAAGAAAGCUAACUGCUAGAUCUGAUCGAGUUAAGAGUGUGGAUCUGCAUCCUACAGAGCCAUGGAUGUUGGCAAGUCUUUACAAUGGCAGUGUGUGUGUUUGGAAUCAUGAAACACAGACACUGGUGAAGACAUUUGAAGUAUGUGAUCUUCCUGUUCGAGCUGCAAAGUUUGUUGCAAGGAAGAAUUGGGUUGUGACAGGAGCGGAUGACAUGCAGAUUAGAGUGUUCAAUUACAAUACUCUGGAGAGAGUUCAUAUGUUUGAAGCACACUCAGACUACAUUCGCUGUAUUGCUGUUCAUCCAACCCAGCCUUUCAUUCUAACUAGCAGUGAUGACAUGCUUAUUAAGCUCUGGGACUGGGAUAAAAAAUGGUCUUGCUCACAAGUGUUUGAAGGACACACCCAUUAUGUUAUGCAGAUUGUGAUCAACCCCAAAGAUAACAAUCAGUUUGCCAGUGCCUCUUUGGACAGGACUAUCAAGGUGUGGCAGUUGGGCUCUUCGUCACCAAACUUCACUUUGGAAGGACAUGAGAAAGGCGUGAAUUGCAUUGAUUACUACAGUGGUGGGGACAAGCCAUACCUCAUUUCAGGUGCAGAUGACCGUCUUGUUAAAAUAUGGGAUUAUCAGAAUAAAACAUGUGUGCAGACACUGGAAGGACAUGCCCAAAAUGUGUCUUGUGCCAGCUUUCAUCCUGAGUUGCCAAUCAUUAUCACAGGUUCAGAAGAUGGAACAGUACGUAUUUGGCAUUCAAGCACCUACCGGCUUGAGAGCACACUGAAUUAUGGAAUGGAGAGGGUAUGGUGCGUGGCCAGUCUAAGAGGGUCAAACAAUGUCGCUUUGGGCUAUGAUGAAGGGAGCAUCAUUGUUAAGCUUGGUCGGGAGGAACCUGCCAUGUCCAUGGAUGCCAAUGGAAAGAUAAUUUGGGCCAAGCAUUCAGAAGUCCAGCAGGCCAACCUAAAAGCAAUGGGAGAUGCUGAAAUUAAAGAUGGUGAAAGAUUGCCACUGGCAGUAAAGGAUAUGGGCAGUUGUGAAAUAUACCCUCAGACUAUUCAGCACAAUCCUAAUGGGCGGUUUGUGGUGGUGUGUGGUGAUGGGGAGUAUAUCAUCUACACAGCAAUGGCAUUGAGAAACAAGAGCUUUGGAUCUGCUCAGGAGUUUGCAUGGGCCCACGAUUCUUCAGAGUAUGCAAUAAGAGAGAGCAACAGCAUUGUAAAGAUAUUUAAGAACUUUAAGGAAAAAAAAUCAUUUAAACCAGAUUUUGGAGCAGAAAGUAUCUACGGCGGCUUCUUAUUGGGAGUCAGAUCUGUAAAUGGCUUAGCCUUCUAUGACUGGGACAAUACAGAACUCAUACGAAGAAUUGAAAUUCAGCCCAAACAUAUUUUCUGGUCUGACUCUGGAGAGCUAGUCUGUAUUGCUACUGAGGAAUCAUUUUUUAUCCUUAAGUAUCUGUCAGAAAAAGUCUUGGCUGCACAGGAAACACAUGAGGGAGUUACUGAAGAUGGCAUUGAAGAUGCCUUUGAGGUUCUUGGUGAGAUUCAGGAAAUUGUGAAAACAGGGCUUUGGGUAGGCGAUUGCUUCAUUUACACAAGUUCUGUGAACAGAUUAAAUUAUUAUGUUGGAGGAGAAAUAGUCACCAUUGCCCACUUGGACAGGACGAUGUAUCUCCUAGGCUACAUUCCUAAAGACAACAGGCUUUAUCUGGGGGAUAAAGAAUUGAACAUCAUUAGCUAUUCCCUGCUGGUUUCAGUCCUGGAAUACCAGACAGCUGUCAUGCGGAGGGACUUUAGCAUGGCUGAUAAGGUCCUUCCUACCAUUCCAAAAGAACAGAGGACCAGAGUUGCACACUUUUUGGAAAAGCAGGGCUUCAAGCAGCAAGCUCUUACAGUAUCCACAGAUCCUGAGCAUCGUUUUGAGCUUGCUCUUCAGCUUGGAGAGUUAAAAAUUGCAUACCAGUUAGCAGUGGAAGCAGAGUCAGAACAGAAGUGGAAACAACUUGCUGAACUUGCCAUUAGUAAAUGUCAGUUUGGCCUAGCCCAGGAGUGCCUGCAUCAUGCACAGGAUUAUGGGGGCCUGCUGCUUUUGGCCACUGCCUCUGGAAAUGCUAAUAUGGUGAACAAGCUAGCAGAGGGUGCGGAGAGAGAUGGCAAAAAUAAUGUGGCAUUCAUGAGCUACUUUUUACAGGGCAAGGUUGAUGCCUGCCUAGAGCUCUUAAUUAGAACUGGACGGCUGCCAGAAGCUGCCUUCUUGGCCCGAACUUACUUACCCAGUCAGGUUUCAAGGGUAGUGAAACUCUGGAGAGAGAAUCUCUCAAAAGUCAAUCAGAAAGCAGCAGAAUCCCUUGCUGACCCAACAGAGUAUGAAAACCUGUUCCCUGGAUUAAAAGAAGCCUUUGUUGUUGAAGAAUGGGUGAAGGAAACACAUGCUGAUCUGUGGCCAGCCAAACAAUACCCACUUGUCACGCCAAAUGAAGAGAGAAAUGUCAUGGAAGAGGGAAAAGACUUUCAGCCCUCAAGAUCUACAGCUCAACAGGAACUUGAUGGGAAACCUGCUUCUCCUACUCCGGUUAUUGUGGCCUCCCACACAGCCAACAAAGAAGAAAAGAGUUUACUCGAACUAGAAGUAGAUUUGGAUAAUUUGGAAUUAGAAGAUAUUGACACAACAGAUAUCAAUCUGGAUGAAGAUAUUUUGGAUGAUUGACUGUAAUGCUUUCCAUUUACCUGACUAAACAGAUCAUUAUUAUAUAUAGGUAUUGAUUGCUACCCUGACCACAGUGCUUUGGACUAUGAGAAACUUCUUAGAUUUUUAUAUGUAAAUGCUGUGGACCACUGGGAGCACAAUGCCCACAUCAUCUUAAGAAGAGUUUAUGUGCAGCAUUUAAAUCACUGUGUUUUCCUUGUUAACUAAAACAGACAUGGGCUUUGAUUUUUUUCAUACUAUUAGACCAUAUCUCAUAAAACCUUUUGAAUUAAUGAAGGUACUUGUUUCCUUUCUCAAUAAUGAAAAUAGGCUUCUAGUUUUAGAAGGCUGAGCCGAAACUACACCUUGCCUAGGGAUCAGCCCCACUGUCUUUUCUUUGUAUAACUAAAUCUGCAUUUUCAAAUGUUGUCAAUCACAUUUUUCUUAGAGCUGAAUAUCCAGGCUGUAAUUCUCUAAA
Messenger RNA from Homo sapiens (human), 3701 nucleotides. It is a transcript of the gene COPB2, whose product is annotated as coat protein complex I subunit beta 2. Gene Ontology annotation, biological process: vesicle-mediated transport; intracellular protein transport. Gene Ontology annotation, cellular component: Golgi membrane; COPI-coated vesicle membrane; membrane coat. The coding region runs from base 611 to 3244 and encodes 877 amino acids. Gene Ontology annotation, molecular function: structural molecule activity. The record is from RefSeq and is marked validated. Lineage: Eukaryota; Metazoa; Chordata; Mammalia; Primates; Hominidae. The transcript is spliced from 23 exons.